Molecule: messenger RNA, 1287 nt
Organism: Paramisgurnus dabryanus
Lineage: Eukaryota; Metazoa; Chordata; Actinopteri; Cypriniformes; Cobitidae
Source: RefSeq, a predicted model, not a curated record
AUAGAUAUUGAUGGGGCCGUGUCUGGCCACCACAAGCCUCAGCCCCAGCCAGAGAAGCCAAGCUCUGGCCACCCUGAGCCUCAGCCCCAGCCAGAGAAGACUAGCUCUGGGCACUCAGAACCUCAGCCCCAGCCGGAGGUGCCCAUUUCUGUCCAACCUGAGCCUCAGCCCCAGCCAGAGAAACCCACCUACGGCCACCCGGAGCCUCAGCCCCAGCUGGAGGAGCCCAGCUCUGGCCAUCCCAAGCCCCAGCCAAAGGAGCCCACUCCUCCCCAUCCUGAGCCCCAGCCAGAGGAGCCAACCUCUGGCCACCCAGUGCCCCAGCCGGAGGAGCCCACCUCUGGCCACCCCGAGCCUCAGCCCCAUCCGGAGGAGCACAGUUCUGGCCACCAAGAACCUCAGCCCCAGCCAGAGAAGACAAGCUCUGGGCACUCAGAACCUCAGCCCCAGCCGGAGGUGCCCAUUUCUGGCCACCCUGAGCCUCAGCCAAAGGAGCCCACUCCUCCCCAUCCUGAGCCCCAGCCAGAGGAGCCAACCUCUGGCCACCCAGUGCCCCAGUCGGAGAAGCCCACCUCUGGCCACCCCGAGCCUCAGCCCCAUCUGGAGGUGCCCAUUUCUGGCCACCCUGAGCCUCAGCCCCAGCCAGAGAAACCAACCUACGGCCACCCUGAGCCUCAGCCCCAGCCGGAAGAGCCCAGCUCUGGCCAUCCCAAGCCCCAGCCAAAGGUGCCCACUCCUCCCCAUCCUGAGCCCCAGCUAGAGGAGCCAACCUCUGGCCACCCAGUGCCCCAGCCGGAGAAGCCCAGCUCUGGCAACCCCGAGCCCCAGCCAAAGGAGCCCACCCCUCCCCAUCCUGAACCCCAGCCAGAGGAACCCACCUCUGGCCACCCAGUGCCCCAGCCCCAGUUGAAGGAGCCCACCUCUGCCCACCCUGAAUCUCACCCCAAGCUGAGAUUCUCUGCCCACCCUGAGCCUCAGCCCCUGCCGGGGGAGCCCACCACUGGCCACCCAGUGCCCCAGCCCCUACCAGGGGAGCCCAGCUCCAGCCACCCCGUGUCCCUGCAGGAGGAGCCCAGCUCCAGCCACCCCAUAUCCCUGCCAGAGGAACCCAGCUCCGGCCACCUCAUGCCCCUGCCGGAGGAGCCCAGCUCCGGCCAUGCCGAGCCCCAGCCCAGCUCCCAACCUACCUCCGGCAACCCCAAGCACUUCUUGGAUUUCUUAAUCACUCUUCUAUCUCACUUCUUGGAUUUCUUAGUCACUAAAUCUGCCUUACUUAGACCCAUGUGA